This is a messenger RNA of Styela clava, 1416 nucleotides long. NCBI's taxonomy places the organism in Eukaryota, Metazoa, Chordata, Ascidiacea, Stolidobranchia, Styelidae. The record is from RefSeq and is a predicted model, not a curated record.
AGAAUAAAUAGGGCGAAAGUAUAUUAGUGUUAUAUAAGAACGAGUUGUUCCUACUAUGGGGAUUGGCUUGAUUAUUUCGAUUGCCUUGGUCACUUCUGUGCAAGGAGAAUCUCUGAAUAACACGUGCGAUUCGUCACCUUGCAAAAAUGGAGGAACUUGUGAACUUUCGACUAAAGGGCCGUAUUACACAUGUGUUUGUCAGCCAGAAUAUCAGGGAACUCAGUGUGAAAAAAUAAGAUUCAUCAACAGCACUACAAACAACUGCAAAUAUCACGUCAACCAUCGUGUUAAAAAAACAUUCACUGGGACAAAAUCAAUUUGUAGCAGUCUCGGAGGAGCGAUAGCAAUGAUGAAGACAGCAAGAAUUCAGGACUUGGUUGAAAGUCAGGCAAUAAAGCAGUAUGCAGCCACUCGUGAAUUUUUCGAGUUUUGGAUUGGUGGACACAAAAUUGAUAAUAGAUGGAUAUGGGUUGAUGGUACAGACGUGCCUAUGACAGGAGAAGAUUCAAAAUGGGCAAAAGGAAGCCAUCACACUUCCAGACACAACCGCGGUAUGAUUCUCAGCUCGUAUGCCCACUCAUGGACCGCUAUGGCAUGGUUUGCUAAAGUAAAGAAUAUGCAAAAGGGCUACGUAUGUGAGAUAUCAGUGACUGAAAGAUGUUUGCUAUUUCCAUGUCAUAAUUCGGGAACUUGCACACAAAUUGGUUGUCAAAGAAAGUGCGAAUGCACGUGGGGUUAUACGGGAGAAAAUUGUGAAAAUAGAAUUUCGCAGAUUUCUUGCCUCCAGUCUGGAAUUUCAAUUCAGUGGAAUCGAGAAAAUCACAAGAUGGGAAGAGUGUAUAAACUUCAUCUGGAGGAUUUGAUGUCUAAGUCGAGCAAAGCAACAAACGUGCAAAUCCUAGUGACUGAUGAGGCAUCAAUAAAUAUCGGGAAUGUAUCCGAACCGACACCAAUUCAUUGCGUCUCAAGCACUCGUCUUUCCAUAUCACCCGAUAAAUAUAUCCUUGUGGAUCUAUGGGUAGCUCGGAUUAGAAUGUCUUUGAAAUCCGUUGCUAAAGUCUAUUACAUCUUUGAUGAAUCAAAGUUCAAAGUCGAACUUGUUGACUUGUCGUAAAGUAAAACUUCAUUUUAUUGAGACACUCAAAGGAUUGUCAUGAUGUUGUAUAAUGUCUAUCUUAUACCAUAUCUGUCUUCAUUAUCACGAAAUUUAGUUUUAUCUGCGGUCACCCAUGCUUCAAUGCGAAGUAAAACAAAGACGAAAUAUUUAAACAUUUGCAAGUUUGAUCUAGAUUUUUCAACGGAUGUUCUGUCUCAUUCUUCUGCAGAAUAAAACUUUUUCGUAUGUCAUUAAUCGGCAGCUAUCAUUGAGUAUUGCUGUCACAAAUUAGAUUAGGAUAUUAUUGUUGCACUACUACA